Messenger RNA from Microdochium trichocladiopsis, 420 nucleotides. RefSeq lists its product as uncharacterized. NCBI's taxonomy places the organism in Eukaryota, Fungi, Ascomycota, Sordariomycetes, Xylariales, Microdochiaceae. The transcript has a single exon. Bases 162 to 374 code for a protein of 70 amino acids. The record is from RefSeq and is a predicted model, not a curated record.
UCCAGAAUUUCCUAGUCUGGGUUCCUGACAGUCCAGGGUCACAGGAAGUUUCGGCAUUUUGAUGGUAUCGCCUGCAUGGGAUCUCGGACGGGCUGGGCUUGCUCGGUCAAGGCUUGGACUCCGUUGUUGAUGCCUGCCUCGCGAGUGAUGCGCUGCGCCCAAUGGAGUCCGGCCUGAAGCAAGCCUGGCUUGCUUGCGUGGCUGGCCAGGCGCAUGCCUUUCUUCUAGGCAGCUGGAUUCCUAGCGGUGCCAACGAGGUCUGCUGGCAAGAUGGUUCGCUGUGGCUGUCGCGAGAAACCGACGUUUUGGUAAAGACCCGUCAGGAUUCGGCACAUAGAGUGCAGAUCAAAUCACGGAUCAGAGUUGAAUCAUGAAGGUGGAACGAAACUGCCGGGCCGGGUACAACGGAAUGGCUGGGCC